AUGGCUUCAUUUUCGUUUUCAGUACCGAGUAAAGCUCCACAAGUAAAUGUUACUUCACCAAGUUCAACCGAACUGAGGGUCACCUGGAAGCCAAUCGAUAAAAAGUAUUUACAUGGCAUACAUAGAGGUUAUUGUCUGUAUUGUGAUGAAACACCCGUGCGGCGAUUGGAUAACGUCGUUAUGCUGGAACUCACCAUACGAGAUCUCCGUCCUUAUACGAAACACUAUGUCCAAGUUGCAGCAAGAACAACCCCAGGUUGUGGAGUUAAAAGUCGAAGAAUGCCAUUCUUCACUAUGGAAGAUAGUAAGUUGAAUUUAAUUAAGGUCUGUCCACACCACACGAUAAGUCGUGUACGAUUCUCAUUCUGAUGUAUGAAAAUUACUGCUGACGCAACAAUUCCUGUUCAUUUGGUUAAAUAUUACAAAAUUUGAAAUGCAACCACUAAUUAAGCGUGCUUAUAUUCGAUUACAUACGCCAAAUGAAGUCAUAUAUUUAGUUCAAAGAUAGCAAUUCUUAUCUCUUUAUAUGUCAUUAUGUUUUCAUCUGUUUCCGUCAUUUUCCCUUUCUUUUCACCAUACAAGCGCGCUCGUGCCAGUCUUCUACCUCAUCACACAUGGAUCAACGCCAGGAUCAGCGCGUUUCCCUGCCUGUGUUUUAGAGGACCCUGAUAUUAGAAAAAGGUGGACAUGGCGAAUAAAUAUAGCUCAGUGGCAUAGCUGCAUAUACUUGUUGACCUUGUCUACCAUUGCGCCAACGAAGCCCAAUUAUGAAUGUCCAACCCCCUCCACCACUGCGGUGAAUAUUUAUAACUAAUUCCUAAUUAUUUUUAUUUUAUAUCACCAGAGCCAGAUGCACCUCCACAAGAUGUUACUGCUCACAAUACGAGUUCAACCAGUUUGCGUGUGGACUGGAAGGAAGUAAAUAAAACAGCACAAAAUGGAAUUAUAUUGGGUUACAACAUCACAUACACCAUGCGCCCAAAUGGUUCGACUAAAACUGCCAAUGCGCCAGCUAAAACAUUUUAUUACGUAAUAUCUUCCCUGUCAGUUUGGACACUGUACAGUGUGAGUGUGGCUGCUUACACUAAAGUUGGUUCAGGACCUGCAGCAUCUGUUCAAGUCUCUACGGAAGAAGGAGGUGAGUAUUCACAGAAAUACAUUACUCUGAGAUGAAAUAUAUCCAAGAUUGCAUCAUGUCGCUGCUUUUCAUUGCUUUCCACAGCACACUUUGAACAAGGGAAUUUCUGAUGAAAUGUAACGUUGAUGUUGUCUUUUUUAGCUCCUACGGUCGCUCCUGAAAUCGUGGUGGCUCAAAACACAAGUUCCUCUAGUAUAUACAUACAGUGGCGUGAAAUCAAUGAAAGAGAAUAUGGCAUUCUUCUGGGUUAUCAAAUCACUUAUAAAGCAUUGGAUUAUAAUGAAGCAAAACUGGUGGUCAAAACAGUUUCAUUAACUGCUAGUAGUUACACGAUGACAGGGUUAUUACUUUAUUGGCGUUACGACAUAAAAGUCGGUGGUUAUACUAGACCAGGCGUCGGCAAGGUUGCUACAACAAUAGUUCGCACUGAUGAGCACAGUAAGUGGAAAGUAGCCUUAUUUAUUUAUAUAUAUAUAUAUAUAUAUAUAUAUAUAUAUAUAUAUAUAUAUAUAUAUAUAUAUAUAUAUAUAUAUAUAUAUAUAUAUAUAUAUAUAUAUCGAGAUGUUUGGGCAUCUGGUUCGGUAGGACUAAUAGUAGAUUUGUGAUUAAUAAGGCAUGCUUAGCAACUGGACUCUGUAGCCCAGUUGGUAAGAGUGCUGCACCGGAAUCGCAGGAAAUUCACCCAAUCCAUCAACAAAACCAUUCUAAAAUUAGUCCUAUCGAGUGCAAGAAUCAUAUUUCGUAUAUUAUGCAUGAACUUGUGGUUAGAGCUUGACAACCGGACUCUGUAGCUCAGUUGGUUAGAACGCUGCACCGGAAUGGCAGGUUCGAUUCCUGCCUGCCUGCCUGCCUGCCUACUUGCCUGCCUGCCUGCCUGCCUGCCUGCCUGCCUGCCUGCCUGCCUGCCUGCCUGCCUGCCUGCCUGCCUGCCUGCCAGAGGACCUAUAGUUGCAUUUUUGGCAACUAGUCCUGGUUGUAAGUUCUUUAGUCCUGGUUGGGUCUAAAAUGUAUAUAAUAGAUUUGUGCUUCAAAAGUCCAUCUACCUAUUUAUAGUAUUAUGCCCAUAAUCCGUCAGACAGAUCAUAUAUACCAUUCUUAUUGGAAACACAAGACCAUACUGUCCAUAUUAACUAUGCUGGUAAUAAUUCUAGGAACAGAUCGUGCCAGACAUUUUAUUGAUACUUCGUCAAAUGCUCUGUUUAGUGUAGAUAAUAGUAUGGUUUCGAAUGCAAUGAUUUGGAAAAAACAUGCACAAGUGAGUUUUUCAAAGACGAGCACAAUUUGAAUUCUUUGAAAACUCAAAAGUGUAUGUUUUUCCAACUAGAAAUAGUACUAUUACUUGAAAGCAUACAUGAGAAAAUUAUGAGGAGGGGGACGGGAGCACCACAAAUAUCAGCGCACACACACUUUUCCCCCACGCACACACACUUUUCCCCCACGCACACACACUUUCCCCCCACGCACACACACUUUCCCCCCACGCACACACACUUUUCCUCCACGCACAUACACUUUUCCCCCACGCACACACACUUUUCCCCCACGCACACACACUUGUCUGCCCAGAAAGCAACUUGAGUACAAUAAUGCACCCACAGUGACAAUUUAUGAACAAUUUUUUGAGGAAAAUUUACUCAAUUAGCCUUUCUCACGAAGGCCAAAAUCCGUCAUGUAAUGUAAUGUAAUGUAAAACUUUAUUUCAAUACGCUAACUUCGACAAUUAUUUACAACUGGUUUCCACGAAGGGCGUAUACACACAAAGAGCUAAAUGUUAAUUAUAUAUAGAACAAAAUAUGUAAGAAUCCCACCCUAAAAUUUUAUCAUCUUCCUCCCAAACCUCCACCCCUAAACAAGUACCCACCCACCCUCACGCAAAACUAACCCCCCUCCCGCCCACAAUCUAUAUUGUCCUCCCAUCAUUUGGUCCUGGAGAAAUUAGCUUAUCAUCUGCUUAAAUGCAAUUUCGCCAUUGUUUUAAAUGGCGUAAUUGACUCAGCCGCCUUGACAUCUUGCGGCAGACUAUUCCAUAGAAUUGCUCCACUGUAUCCAAAUGUUUUCUUUAGAAAUUCCGUUUUCGGUUUUUUUAACGAGAGAUCAGUUUCGCUAUUGCGUAAAUCAUAAAUAUUCUGCGAUGCAUUUCUCCGAGAAAAAGAUCUUUAAGGUUUGGCGCAGUGUGGUUCCCCAAGACUUUAUACAUCAAUACUAGCUUGUUUUGUUCUCGUCUCCUAGCCAGGGUUUCCCAGCCUAAUUUGUUUAGGACUUCAGACGAUCUUACAUCGUAGUCAGCUCCGGUCAGCUCAUUAUCUUGGGUACUGUCUGCCCUCGUGAAAGAUUCUAGAUAAAAAGUUGUAUUUCGUAGUGCGGAGACUCCAGAAAAUGUAGGAGAAGCAGUACCACAAAAAUGGCGGAAUAAAGGUUAAUUGUUUGAGUAAAAUUUCAGAGUUAAUCAAUAUUUUGAGCAACCUUGUACCCAGGGACUUUCCUCUUGGGGAGCAAAGACCCUUAUAGACGCUGGUCAGGUGAUCAUGAUCUGCUAAAAUCUAGCAGAUUUUUAAUUAGCAAUCCAAGAUCAGGUCAAUAAACAUUUGAUAUUUGGAUUAUUUUGAUAGUUUAAUUUAUAAUUUGCAUUUUGUAUGAUUGUCGUAAAGAAAACCAAAAUAGUUAAUUAGAAAUCUGCUAGAUUUUAGCAGAUCACGUGACCAGCGUCUACCAGGGUCUUUGCUCCCCAAGAGGAAAGACCCUGGGUACGAGGAAGAUUUACUUUAUUAAAAAAUGAGUAAAUGUGCUCAUGCAUUUGAGUAAUUUUACUGACGUUUUUGAGUGAAAAUUGUUGCAAUGUUUUCACGAGAACAUUACUAGGGACCCCAUUGCCCUCGCAUGAUCUGAGAUUAUAGAAUAUUAGAUCGUACAUGCUUACAUGUACAUACAUACAUAUUUAUUAGUUAUCUCAAAACAUGAGCUUUUCAUAACUAAUUUACAAAUGAUUUUAUAACUAAUUUACAAAUAAUUUCUAAAAGGAAUUAAGUCUAUAAGUUAUACAUGCAAUAGUUAAAAGGAAAGAUUACAAUCUAGGUACUUUUUAAAAAUAUAUUAAGAAAUUGUUUCUUAAGAUAAUGUUUAAAAUGUUCAAUUGAGGACAACUGUUUGGCAGUUGGGCUGAGCGAUGCUAUUGUAGUAAUGAGAAAAUCUUUUCAUUGUUUAUCUAGUACCAGGACGUUCCCCAGAAAAUGUUAAAGGCGAAGCGGAAACAUCAACCAGUAUUUAUGUCAAUUGGGGUAAAGUCGCUUCAAAUUUCGUUCAUGGAAUAUUACUGGGCUAUAACUUGACAUUACGGGAAACAAGGGACAUGUCCAAGUUAACUCUAUACGAAUUCGUUAAACAAAAUGAAGUUCCAAAAUAUUUGGAGAAUUUAAAGAAGUAUACAGAAUAUACAAUAUGGGUUAGAGCAGUGAAUUCUAAAGGUCAUGGGCGACUAAAUAGUCCUGAGGGUUACCAAGUCAGAACAAAGGAAGAUGGUAGGUGUUUUUAUUGAUUUAACUCUCCAAACUGUUCACCUUUUCUUUUAGCUAGUAGCUAGUUUCAAAGCCAAAAUAAUAACAAAGUCGUUUUAUGCUCUUUUUUACUUCUGACACUACAGUAUAUUAUUUUCAUAUUUUGCCAUAUUUUGGCGGCCUACGAUAACCUAUAUGCUGAAAUAAAUAUCUAAACGUCAAUGCAUUUACAGUCAUAUCAGUUAGGUGAAUGUUUAUGGGCGCCCCAGACUUCUGACUCACAAGAUUAUGAGCGCCAUUUGACUUAAUUUAUUUAUAGUAAAUUAUAAAAUUACUAAGUUAAAUUUUCUCAGGGGGUAGGGGCAGUCAGUUGCCCCUGCUGCCCCCGCUUCUCUGAUAGUAGAGACCUUACGAUAUUAGGACGGCAAAUAGAUCACUGAAAAUAAUUGAAUAAUUACAAUAUAUGAAUAAUCUAGACAUUGUUCUCGCUCUGUUUACAACGCCAAAUCACAGAUUUUCACGUCUUGCUACGACGGCUGCAUUCCAAGCCGCAACAAGUGCAACUUCAAACUGCGUUUAGCAGAACUCUUCCCAACCAUAAAACCCAUAUCUUCAACUUCUAAAACUCUAUUAAAUUCAUACGAUUGAUAAUAUACUACGAACUAUCUUUACUACCAUUUAUUUGAAGGAGUUUGUUUUGGCCGUCGCCGUCGCGUUGCCGUCCUAAACUCGUAAGGUCUCUAGUGAAUAAAGCUCAAAACCCUUCAACCUUCAAGGGUUUUACACUACAUUACCAUUAUGCUCCAAUCCAAUAUUUUAACAAACGUUUACUCUAAUAUUUAAUUAAGUUUAAUAGAGUGGAGCGUCUAAUACAAAUUGAAUUAUGGGUCGAUUACACUCAAAGCAUACUGCCGAUUUGCAGCAUAUUCCCACGAUUUAAUUAUCGUUCUACUUGUGUGUGUGAUUUGAUUUCAUUUUCACAUUUUUUUCAGCACCGGAAGCUCCACCGUCGAACAUAAGAGUUGUAAAUACCUUGGGCUCGAUUUCAUCUUUGAACUUGGAGUGGAAUAGAAUUCCCGAAGACAAAGCUAACGGUAUAAUCCGCGGUUACUUCGUUGAGUACACCGCGGUCAUCUUAAAUGGCCAGCAGAUAGAGCUUGGAAAACAAGUAACAAAAACAUUUCGCGUGAGAGGAAAUCGUUAUGCUACAAUAGUGAAAGAUCUUAUUCCUGGAUCGACUUAUCAUAUAAAGAUGUUUGGUUAUACUAUCAAAAAUGGAACGAAGAGCAGCAUUGUUAUUGGAGGUAAUUAAUUAAAAAAUUCCAUUUUAAAUAUUAAAAAGCAUAUUAAAUUAGCCUUUCUAACGUUAUGCGACCAGGGGCCGGUUGUAUAAAACUCUUAAUCACUUUUUUAAUCACUAUUUUGUAGUUAAAUAGUGAUUAACUCUCAAAUAGGCGCUUCUUAUUGGAUGACGUUUGCACUUAAUCAUAGUUAACUUUAAUCACUUUUAUAUACGGCAAAAUGUGAAGGAGUGAAUUUACUGAAGAAGAAACACAGUAUUGUUGUUUAUGAGUACUAUUUACUGCGCUUAAUUAAUCACUCCUUUAUUCUUGUCAUCCUUUGUUCUUGCGCGAUUUGCCAUCCAAAAAUGGGGCCAAGACCUGAUCACAUGGCUUGAUAAAGGUUAAUUUUGUCUGUCGAUAAUAUUAAAGAGGUUCAAAUACGACUUCAAUGCACUGCCACUCUCGUGCUUAAUACGCAUUUGAUUGGUUAAUCAAGUAUAUUAAUUUCAUCUGCUUGGUUAAUCUGAAACCUCUGUACAUGCAAAGGACAUUUCUUGAGCUACAUGUUCAAAUUUCGUUCAAAGAAUUUUUCCUUGUUCUCUCCAGGGACUGAAAAAGUAUGAAAAUAUUUUUCAUAAUUUAUCUAAAAAUGAUUGAAGCACCACAAGUUCACAAAGCCAACCACCACCAUUUCAGAAAAGAUAUUUUUCGUGUUUUACACAACACUAUUUAUCUAUGCUACUUUAAGUAAUAUUUCAAAUCCGAGUAUGAGGACUGGACCAGAUUUCAAGUUCGAUCAAGUUUCUAGGACUGGAUCAAUAUACUUCACCAGGUAUCCAGUAUUAUCAUGUGAACAAAAUAAAGCAAUAUUAUUGGCUAAAUAAACCACUGGCAUAAACAAAAAAGUAUUUUAGGAAUUAUUUUCCUGUAGAGUAAAUGAUCUCAUGGUUGUGGCAUGUCCAAGGUUGAAAACGAAGAAAACUAUUUUGCAGGGCAUGAAUCCCACUCGGAAUUUGUCUGUAAACAUUUUUUGCCCGGAGAGAGUGGGAAAACCGGGAAACAUUUGACGAAAGACCAUAAUUUUCAUAUGUUUUAGUAGCAAUAUUUUUCAGUUUGCCCAGCCUUAAAUAUUGAUUUUCUUAUAGAGACUUGUAAAUGUCCCGAGUAUCUAAAAGUGAACUGGUGGAGAAUUCCUCCGUAUACAGAUGGUAAUGUGUUGGAUCCAGGUGGCAUAUUUUCCCGCGCAGUUCAGAUGAUGUUAGACAUGUGUGGAACAUGUAAAAAUGGUCAUGGCAGGACUAAAGCCUGCUAUCGUCCAGGGUGUGAUCAGCAAUCUUCUCGCAGGCGUCGUGCGGUGGACACAUACCAACAAGAAACUUUUCAACAAGUACUAAACAACAUCAAAGACAACGUGGAUAUUAGUUUUCCAAUCCAAGGGAAUAAGUAUACGACCCAUUAUGGCGGAGUAUUUCCUUACAUUUCAGUAGUGGAGACUUCAGGAUCAGUGUAUUUCACUGUGAAAAACAUCCCUUCAACCGCCCACGUUCUCGUUAACGCUGCCUUCUAUUCAAUUCCGUUGCUGAUUCUUAUCACUCUCUUAUCGGGUCUCGCUGGAAUCAUUAUUUGGGCUUUGGUAGGUGCUAUUUAAUAUACGUUUUCAUUAUGAACAUACUGAACCAACCUAACUAUAUUUAUACUGAAUAGAAUUACUGAAUAGCUCAAUCGGUUCUACAAUGUUUUCCUCAGAGACCAACGCCGGUUUUUGGUGGAAAUGCUGGAAUUUUAAGAGCCCCCCCCCUAAACUCAACUACGUGACGUAUGCUCGCAUAUACUACUGUACAUACGUAUCAGUGUACCUACGUAUUAUGACCGUACGACUCCCCUUCAUGUAUACAAAGUUUCUUUCGAAACAUUGCAUUUAAAGGGGUACUUGACACUGUCACUGUUUCACUGUUUCAAUUUUACAGAAAAACUUUCUUACAAAGUGUAGACCCCAUUAAAGCAACACAUAAAAAAUUGUCAUGCAUCCGUCCAGGCACAGUUAGAACGGAUCGUUUUUAGUCCAAUCUCACUACGGUACGAAACCUAAAUCAUUUGAUUGCCGAAUGGCUCAAAUAUACCUCCCGUAUAUCAUUCUGGAUUACUCUGUCCAGUACAGUAAGGGUUAGCCCGUAUUAAAUCAAGUGUUGAUAAUGUCAAUGAUACAGAAUGAGGUUCAUAGCACUUAGGCAAAUUUUAACCAGAAAACUGCAUUUUUUUGGCAAUAGUGGCAUCAGGAAUUCCCUGACAGAAGGGGCUAAUAAAAGACGUAUUUCCUGCAUUUAGAGGAUACUUUGCGACAAAAUACAAGUAUCUGCAACGGUGUGUUUAACAGUACUGCCAGACAUGCCCGUUAGAAAACACUGUUUCUUCCUCAACAAAAUGCUAAUUUUCCCCCUUUCUUGCACCGCUUGACUAUGAGACUUGUUUUAUUUACUAUAGGAACGUUCCUCCAAUCCAACAAGUUUUCCCUUGUCCUUUACGAAAGGAUUGAGAGAAGGAUUUUGGUGGGCUUUCAUAUCCGCUAGUACCGUUGGGUAGGUUUAACAAGAGUUUGGCUCGCCAUAUAUCUUAAUUACUACUUAUGAAUGGCGACGCUUUUGUGAAAACGUUUCAGAAAAAUUUGCUAUUCUUGGCAGGCCUUGCCUGGAAACGUGCUCGAUUGAGCACAUGCGCCUAAAACCCGUUUUCUACUAGGUAUUCGCGCGACUUGUUCAUUUGUCGGCGUCGCUUAUGCUGAUUGUAUGAGUGAUGCCGAUAAAGGAAAGGUUUCUUCGAUCGCGCGAACAAAUCCGCCUAGUGGAAAAGGGCGUUCCUAAACAUAUGUUUCCACGCGUCUUUAGUCAAGGGUCUUUUUCCAUGAUGGGGCAAGGCCUACAUAAAUUAUGUGAUUGACGAGCAUAACAUUUCACUAAAAUAUUUUUAGUAGGCAAUAUUAGAUAUUUCUAUAUAUUGUUCCCCCAAACCUGUUGUCCGGCUGUAACAGACUUGCCACAAGUUGUUCCAAGACUAAUACAGCCUGUUUGUAACAAGUGGCUAGGAACUUGUUGUCAUCAACUUAACAUCUUGUUACGUGCAGAUGAUAUCAGACUUGUUGGAACAACUUGUUGCGAGUGUGUUGGCCUCAUUAACCUUGCUUCAAGAUGAUGACAACUUGUCAGUAACUGGGAGAAAGCAGUGCGCACACAUCUUGUUACUUUCGCUCGCAGAAAUAUCGCAUAAUAUAAAGCUUACUUUGGGAGCGCGAGCCAGCUUGUUGCUAUUUGACAUGAGUUUUCUUUUGCGAACGUGAAAAAAACCCUGGGUAACCAAUUCCUGACAAACUACGAGAUUUGUAUACGGGUGUACAUUUCGAGGCACAUUUAAUAAACUCUGCAUGGUAAACCAUUAUACUAUAUAUAAAUAUACUAAAGCGCUUCUCUGGUGGCGAGCCAUGCCUGACAUCCAACCUUAUACGCCUUGAUUCUUGUGCGUAAUAAUAUUUUUAGCUAAUCGUCAUCGUUAUAUUUUCACGUAGUUAUGGUGACCGUCGACCAGUCACGAUUCCCGGCAAGUUGUUUGCGAUCAGUUGGAUACUUGUUGGUUAUGUCAUAAUCACAUUACUUACCAGUUUAAUGGUCAAUUCAAUCACUUCCGUUCUUGUCACACAACGUACGAGCAUCUAUGGAGCUAAGGUGAGUAUACUACAUGACAUUUUUUCGUCGAUGCAAAAUUUGGGGAGCCAUAGACCGAUUCGAAAAAUGGUGUUAUUGUUUUUUCUUCCCAAAAAUGCCAAAAUUAAUUCCAACCAAGAUGAUUACUGCCGCCUUAUUGAAUACUUCAAGACUAUCAGUUUUUAUAAAUAUAUAAUACCAUGUAUUCUCUUUGAGAAACUAAAAUGCCGGACAUUUCAGGUAGAUUUAGCAAACAGGCCUGACUAGCCUCGUUUUGGUGCUUUCUGCGCAUUUCAAAAGGCUAUAAUUACGCUUGCAUGGAUUGUUUUCAGUCUUAAACUCUUACACUUUGUAAGUAACAGACUCUGUUGAAAAAUUGCUUAAUAGCUUGGUAAUACAUAAAAUAUAAUUUUUUUGAAAAUUAUGGUAGCUGGUUUCGAAUCGGUUAAUGGAGCGAUGCUAUACUUCCAUACUCUUUUAAAAAGAGCAAUUCCAAAAAUCAUGUGGAGACAGUGGAAAGCUGAAGUUACUGGCCAACAACUCUUAUUUAGCUAUACUUCUAACCAGGAGCAGUUGCGAAAAAUACAACUGUAGGUUCUGUGGCAGGAAUCAAACCUGCGGUCCUACGAUUCCGGUGCAGCGCUCUUGUCAACUGAGCUACAAAGUUCAGUUGUCGUGCACUAACCGUAUGUUCAUGUAUAUAUACUUAAGGUGAUUCCAUAUUGUGGUAAGGUUCAUGCAUGGGUAUGAACAUCAGGGUAAUCUCAUCAACACCCUUCAACAUUAGUUCAAUCGAGUGUGAUGUCCAAAAAAUGCUGAUAUUUAGUUAUGGCUGCUACCCUCCACAAAACUAAAAUCUGCAGGCAUGAAGUUGACGCUUCUAACUUCAAAGACAAAGAUAUAUGAAGCCAACUUUUGGGUAAAUGAUUCUAUUUUUUUCAUUUUAGGUUGCCGCCGUACAAAAUUCCACGGAAUACGGCAAAGCUAUACGUCAAAAUGGCAAGGGUGAGUAUCAUAAGCCAAUAUCGGACGCAAAAUAUAAUUAUUUCUGCUCACUGUGCUCGCUAUAUAACUGGAGAGACGAUACUUGUAGUAUACGAUUAUAUAAACUGGUGUAUCAAAUUUCGCCGUAAACUGAUAAACAGGAAUAGUGGCGUCAGCAGUCAUUUUCAUACGCCAGAAUGACAAUCGUACAUACGACUAUAGUCGUAUCGUGUAUAAAUGGACCUUUAAUGACCGUAUAGAACACAGUUUUAAUUGCCGUUCAUUCUCGUUUCUAUAGUGUGUUAGAAAUUGCAAAGUUAUUUCCUAGCUUUCAGUUCAUACACAAAUUCACCUCCAAACUUUGCCUGUGGCUCCAAAUAGCAUUCCUGGUCUUUUUUCAGUUCAGUAGUUGCGUCUGCGCCAUAUAUGAUUUCCGAACCCUGCAUGGGCUAAACUUUAACCCGCUAAAAUUUAACCCAGGUCGGUUUGUUUUAUAAUUAUCUUUUGAGAUGAUGCUAUUCUGAGUGUGUCCACACCUGGCAAGCCAGUGAAAUGUUUGCCCGACCGCGGUGGGAAUCGAACCCGCGACCCACCUGAUGAACCUGAGUAUAUACACCACUGCAAUAAUUACAUAAAUGAUUGUUUUAUAUUCAGCCAAAAGAUAGCAGGGAAAAUAUUCUAAGUUUACAGGAUUGAGCUAACCGCCUUUCGAACAACUGCCCGGCCCUGAUCAUUAUUUCACUCUAUACUUAUUUAGAAAUUAUUUUAUUUUUUAGUGCAACCAUUUGGUAACGUUGACGAGGUGAUCAACGCCUUAAAAGAUAAGGUUGUUGACGGCGCAAUAAUGGACAUGUACGCUGCUGCAACCAGGCAAGACUUAUUUCAAAGUGGGGAUGUAGAACUAAGCAGACAAAUCGAAUAUCCUUCUGGUUAUGGGAUUGUUCUGUCCGGAAGAAUGAAAGACUCGGCGCCAAUGAUAAAUGAGUAUUUUAAAAAGAAAGCGCAAGUUCUGCUCGAGUUUAUUCAAAAUAAUACCGACAUUGUUACUCAGGUAUUGGAUCAAUCUCUCUAUUUUUAACCACAAUUUUUAUCGAUCACGUUGCACGAAAAAUGAAAAGAUUAUUUCUUUCGAUUGUACCCUAAAACAGUGUAGUUUAAAGACGAAAAUUGUACAGUUUGUACAGUUGUACAAAUCGGUUUCAUGCAGUGCAGUUCAAUGCGGCGAAGGAAUUAAGUGUGCAUGCCAAUCUAACGAUCGAGAUCACUGAUUUUAAAAUCUAGAUCGAGAUGCACAAUAUAUCAUUGCCAUCCAUAUACCUAACACUGCAUGACAUCAUCUUACUAUAUAUAUACAAGAACUUACGGUUAGUGGUAGUGGUAGGGGUAGGGGUAGGAGUAGGAGUAGAACUUUAUUUAUUCACGCUGACCCCGUCAACCGUAGCUGAUUUCCACAGGGGGCGUGUGCCAGAAAAUUAUUUUACAUGCAGAAUAUGAUAAGGAUAAGCUAAGUUAUUACAGUAAUAUAUAAAUUUAAAAGAGCUAUUUACAGGUAAGUUAUAUUUACAAAGGUUACCAAGCACUAAUGUGAGCAGCGAUUUUAUUUUGAAAGGAAGAAAGUGACUUGCUUUCCCUAAUUUCUUUUGGUAUCCAGAUGAUCUUGAUACGCGGAAAAGUACUGGCACUAGUUGUCAAAUAGAAAUCCAUUUUAUGAUUAAAACAACUGAAUAUCUCCUGUAAUAUACUUUAUUUCGAUUCCAUAUUUUUGUCAGAACUAGAGUUCUCAUAACCAGACAUAAUUACAAAAUUUCAACUAGUUUCAUAAAGAAUAACGAAAGAUAUAAUUGACUGAAUACAUCAAAAUGGAUUUCUAUUCGGACAACCCUUUCUGAGCGCUGAUUGGCUAAAAUACGAACACGAGAUCACCUGGAUAGAAUUCCAAGGCCUCAGGUUCGAUCUCUGCCGGAGGGCAUAAAGUUGAUUUUUUCGCAGCUGCUACUCGGUUAGAUCUAAAAUUGCCUUUCGUUAUCAAAAAUUCUAUCUACUAGAAAAUUUCAUAUGCUAAAACCGCAUCUACUUUCAGGGAACCUUGGUUGAGGGCUCAAAUUUUUCUGCUAAAGAUUACAAUAUAAUAUUAUACGGAACUGUCUUUAAGAAGUGUUGUCAUGCAUAUGAAGCAAUAUGGCUUUAAGACUGAUAAGGCAUACAAGAUAAAUUCUGAAGUAGUCAUAAUAGUUCCAGUUUUACAGGAUUAAAAACAAAUUUCCUACUGCAGGCUAUAUGAAUAUUUUCCUUGCGAACUAUUCCCCCGUAAUUUAGGUAUCGAGUUAGUAAAUUAAUUAGGUAUCUAGUAAUUUAGAUAAUCAAUCAAUGUAAUUUUCGGAAUUAGAUCAAACAUCGAAAAAACGUCUGAAAAUUUCUGCAAAAAUGUAAAUCCCCCAAAAAUUUCUGGAAACUAUACAUUCCCACGUUCCACCUCUGUUACAUUCCAUCCCCCUUUCCAUCCCCCACCGCCUUCUCUCUACAGAUUUGCCUUACCGCGUCUUAUGAAUUUCUAGAAACAAAAUCAAGCGCAAGAAAGAGCAGAGAAGAAGUCAGGAAUAUUUGACGCAACAUCUGGUGCUUAUAAAGUGACAAUUAUUGUGAUAACUUCCUUGCUCGCUGCAUCUCUUGUCGGGGGAUUGUUCUGGCAAUACAAUUACCAUGCCAAGGCCGUGAAGAUUCGAGACGAACUACGAAGUAAGUGUUCAUUUACCAAGCUGUCUCGACCUGUGGGCUGAACAUAGCUUCCUCCCGCGCAGGCCUCUCUAUGGUUUUUUUCCUGCGAAUGGGUUUUGAAAAGAAAAAAAAACUUUUUCCGACCACCCCAUUCCUCGGGUGAGAUGACUGCGGAGGAGGCUAUAGGAUGAACAUUUCUGUUCGCUUGUUAUAUUGAUAUGAGAUUUAAUACCUCAUACCACUGAUCACUUCCUUUGCAUUUAUGUUUUUGCUGAUGAAAUACGAUAUUUAAAUUGUGUCCUGAUUAUUCUUACUUUAGAUUCAACACCUGUGUAUGGUUACUAUAAACAUUUGCGGGAAGAUGUGCGAGAUUCGUGCGAAGACCAUUUUAAAGACCUCAUGAGCAAGCUUAGUAAGCUGAGAAAGAAACACAUGAAAGAGCUGAAGUUACUAGCAAAAUACUACAAGGAGUCUGGACAUCCUUGGCCUGUAGUCAGGAGUUUCAGGCCUGCAUCAACUAGCGCAAGUAGUUUUACUCGUAUACGAAAAAUGACCGCUUCAGUGACACCAUCCUUGAAUGAUCGCCACAAUAUUGCGUUACAAGUCUUGGACGUUGAGACAGAGCAUGAAAAACAGCGUUCAAAAGAUUCACAAGUUUAGAAAAUGAUAACUGGAACUUACUGCCGCAUUUACACGUUCAGAUCCCAAUAAAUUCGAACUUGUCACAGCAAUAUAGCUUCAAAAUCAAUAAACUUUUUGGCUGCAUGUUAAACCAACUAGAGCACUGAAUAAUUACUUUAUAUAUAGUGAAUAGUUUUUCGCGAUGAAACUUUUAUUGACUUUAAUUUGGUUGUAUAUAGGAAUACUAAAACAGCAAUGCUGUUGCUAUACUUUAAAACAUUUUUGUGAAACAUCCGUUCUUUAUAGUUUGCAUGCAUAAGAAACGCGUCUGGUAAAUCACAGCCUAUCAAGUUGCGAUGGUCAGGAAACUUAACAGAAGUCAUUAUGUUUAAGUUAAUUUGUGCACGGUGAUUGAGAGCUCAUGGUAUUUUCGUAUAAUGAAGUAAUCGUCCAGUCGGAAUAGUUGAGGUGAAACGUGCAACCACGAUGAAUAAUAUCUAAUGAAAUUGAGAAUUGAUUUGUGCACGGUGAGGUACAGUUCAACAUCAAACAAAGGUCUUCUAUUCGCUCACGGUGAUUGAGCUCAUUGUAUUUUCGAAUAAUUACGUAACCGUCCAAUAGGGAUAGCUGAGAUGAAACGUGCAGUCAUGAUAAAUAAUAUUUCAUGAAGUUGAGACAAAGGAUUUGUGCACGGUGAGGUACAGUUCAACAUCAAACAAAGCUCUUCUAUUCGCUCACGGUGAUUGAGCUCAUUGUAUUUUCGAAUAAUUACGUAACCGUCCAAUAGGGAUAGCUGAGAUGAAACGUGCAGUCAUGAUAAAUAAUAUUUCAUGAAGUUGAGACAAAGGAUUUGUGCACGGUGAGGUACAGUUCAACAUCAAACAAAGCUCUUCUAUUCGCUCACGGUGAUUGAGCUCAUUGUAUUUUCGAAUAAUUACGUAACCGUCCAAUAGGGAUAGCUGAGAUGAAACGUGCAGUCAUGAUAAAUAAUAUUUCAUGAAGUUGAGACAAAGGAUUUGUGCACGGUGAGGUACAGUUCAACAUCAAACAAAGCUCUUCUAUUCGCUCACGGUGAUUGAGCUCAUUGUAUUUUCGAAUAAUUACGUAACCGUCCAA
Molecule: messenger RNA, 15040 nt
Organism: Paramuricea clavata
Lineage: Eukaryota; Metazoa; Cnidaria; Anthozoa; Malacalcyonacea; Plexauridae
Source: the annotation of a GenBank genome assembly